Molecule: messenger RNA, 669 nt
Organism: Panicum hallii
Lineage: Eukaryota; Viridiplantae; Streptophyta; Magnoliopsida; Poales; Poaceae
Exons: 1
Coding region: 1-669 (222 amino acids)
Source: RefSeq, a predicted model, not a curated record
AUGGAUAGCGGCAGCAACAUGGAAUCCAAGGCGGCGGCGUCAGGCGACGAGGCCAUGACAUCGCCCGGGCCGGACUCGGCGGCGGCAGCAGGCGGGGCUGGAGAGGAAGAGGUGGCUGGAGAGGAGGCGGCCGCGUCGCCACCGGCUCCAGCUGCUGCCAGCCCGAGGCCGUACUACGAGUGCGUCUUCUGCAAGCGCGGGUUCACCACGGCGCAGGCGCUCGGCGGCCACAUGAACAUCCACCGCCGGGACCGCGCGAAGCCGCCGGCCCGCGACUCGCCCACCGGCAUAACGUCCGUGUCCCGGAACGUCGAGUGCUACAACAAGUACCGCCACUUGGUAUCGCCGUAUCCUCCGGCACAGUCGAGUUCGAUUCCGGUCGGUGCCGGCAGCAGCUUCGGCAUGUACUACGUGAGCUCCGGCGCUGAGGCGGCGGCCGGAGCUAGGCUGGACGCCGAGGGCGGGAGCCCUAGCAGCGUGAGCCCCAGGGAGCUUAGCCUGUUCGGUGAGGCCAAUCGUGAUCAAGACUUGCACCUGGGCCUCGGCCGCCAGGGGCACAUCGGCGGCGGAUCGCGCACGCCGGAGGGCGGGUCGGAGCGGCAGCAGUCCAGCGAGCCGGAGAGGGAGCUGGACCUGGAGCUCAGGCUUGGGCGUCGUCCCAGGCAUUGA